This is a messenger RNA of Phanerochaete carnosa HHB-10118-sp, 866 nucleotides long. RefSeq lists its product as uncharacterized. NCBI's taxonomy places the organism in Eukaryota, Fungi, Basidiomycota, Agaricomycetes, Polyporales, Phanerochaetaceae. Gene Ontology annotation, molecular function: electron-transferring-flavoprotein dehydrogenase activity; flavin adenine dinucleotide binding. Bases 102 to 866 code for a protein of 254 amino acids. The transcript is spliced from 3 exons. The record is from RefSeq and is a predicted model, not a curated record. Gene Ontology annotation, cellular component: cytoplasm.
GCAGGUCAAUAUGUUUAUGCGUGUCGACAAUCAGCGCAUAUAAAGACGCGAGUGGGAAAAGCCCAAACACACAUUCUCAAACGGCGGGCACUCUCAGCGACAUGUCCAAGAAGAUUGACGAGCAAAAGAAGAACGUUGUCAUCGUCGGCGGAGGUGCCGCUACAACCUCAGCUAUACAGAGCCUCGCGAACAAGCUCGACCACGCGCAGUACAACCUCAUCUUACUCGAUGCGCGACCGUACUAUGUACACAACAUCGCCACGCUACGCAUGACCGUCUCCGAUGCGGGGCAGCUCGAGGACAGAGCGCUCAUGCCCUACGACCGGCUCCAGAACGUGACCUUUGUCCAGGGCAAGCUUGUGAAGAUUGAAGAGACUACCCCCGGCAAGGGCGGUGUACUCGUCCUCGAGAACGACGAACGUCUCGAUUACACAGCCCUUGUCCUCGCGACGGGCUCCCAGUGGAACGGUCCCCCCAACCUCGGACACUCAGACGAGAAGGUGCGCGCAAAUAUCGAGAUCUGGCGCGAGAGGUUCUCCCAGGCGAAGAAUGUGGUCAUUGCGGGCGGUGGUGCGGCCGGCAUUGAACUUGCCGGCGAGAUUCGUGAAGCACAUCCGAACACCAAGGUCACCAUCGUCCACAGCGAGACACACCUGUUGAACGACGUCUACCCUGAAAAGCUCCGAAAGAACUUAGAACAGAAGGUUCUCGCCCAGGGGAUCACUCUCAUAGACCAAGACUGUAUCGACGUCUUCCCCGAUCCACUUUUUGUCACCGAUGUCGUCACGCGCAAGGGCAAGACGAUCAAGGAUGCCGAUCUUGUGGUGCGCACCUUGUCCCCUCGGAAUUCCACUUCGGCGUGCUGA